GCCAGUUCCAUCGGGAUUGUUGCUCUCUCACCGUCAUAUUUACACAGGAACAGAGAUCAAACUACGAAGGAAUAAAAGUACAGUUGGGAUUUAGACCUUUGUUCCAGCGUGUUCCGCGGCUUCAUAAUGUCAUCUGGAGGGCUAUCAGUCUGCCCCACCACUCUGUUGCUGUGGGUCCUAGCUUUAACUACGGCCUGGCUCCUGCUCAGAGGGUUGAUGGGGUUGUGUGGGGGGGACUCUCACCCCCCUAGUGAUCCCCCUUUACCCUGUCUCCCCUACCUCCCUCUCCUGGGGAGUCUCCUGAGUCUGAGAGGAGACCAGCCCCCCCAUCUCCGCUUCACUGAGCUGGGACACAGGUAUGGCCCACUCUAUGCCCUGUACCUGGGUCCCCAUUACACAGUGGUAGUGAAUAACUAUCAGCAUGCCAGAGAAGUGCUGCUACAGAGAGGGAAGGAGUUCGCUGGGAGACCCAAGAUGGUGACUACAGAGUUGUUGACUCGGGGGGGGAAGGACAUAGCGUUUGCUGACUACUCUCCUCUAUGGAAGAACCACCGCAGGCUAGUACACAAUUCUUUCACCCUGUUCGGAGAGGGGACCAGCAAACUACAGAGCAUCGUACUAGAGGCAGUGGAGGUGCUGUGCAGUGACCUCCAGGCCAGCAGGGGGAAGGCUGUUGACCCUGGUCCUCCUCUGAUGAGAGCUGUCACCAAUGUGGUGUGUACCCUGGUGUUCAGCUCCACCUACCAACCUGGUGACCCUGAGCUGACCUCUGUGAUGGAAUACAACGACGGUAUCGUCCAGACCAUCGCUAGAGGGGGACUAGUCGACAUCUUCCCCUGGCUACGGUUUCUCCCCAACCAGACGCUGGCCAAGCUCAGAGACUGUAUCACAACCAGGGAUCAGCUGCUCAGCAAGAAGCUACAAGAACACAAGGUGUCGCUGAUCAGCGGGGAGCCCCGUGACCUGCUGGACGCUCUGCUGCAGGGUCAGACUAGGAUCCAACAUAACCAGGGGUCAGGGGAGCAGGAAGAGGAGAGGAUCAGUGACGACCACGUCUUGAUGACUGCAGCUGAAGCAUUCGGAGCCGGAGUAGAGACCACCUCGACGACACUACUCUGGGUCCUGGCUUUCCUCCUGCACCACCCACAGGUCCAGGAGCGUGUGCAGAAGGAGCUGGAUGAGGUGGUGGGUUGUGGGAGGAGUCCAGAUGUGUCAGACCGCCCCCACCUGCCCUACCUGGACUCUGUCAUCAAUGAGGUCAUGAGGAUACGCCCUGUCAGCCCUGUCCUCAUUCCUCACACCGCCCUGACUCACAGCAGGUAA
Coregonus clupeaformis (lake whitefish) is the source of this 1323-nucleotide messenger RNA. Its product is annotated as steroid 17-alpha-hydroxylase/17,20 lyase. Gene Ontology annotation, biological process: progesterone metabolic process; hormone biosynthetic process. The transcript is spliced from 8 exons. The record is from RefSeq and is a predicted model, not a curated record. Bases 127 to 1323 code for a protein of 398 amino acids. Gene Ontology annotation, molecular function: steroid 17-alpha-monooxygenase activity; heme binding; iron ion binding. NCBI's taxonomy places the organism in Eukaryota, Metazoa, Chordata, Actinopteri, Salmoniformes, Salmonidae.